UAUAAUUACAUAAUAAGAUAAAUUUAUUGAUUAAAAAUAAGUUGAUUUAGUGGUUAGUUGUUUUUUAUUUAAAUUUACUCUUGUAAAAUAAAUUAAUAUGAAAUCAAGUCUAGUUAGUCCAGUAUGUGUAAACAUACUGAAGAAUAUAAAAUACGCAGCCUUCCCUAAAACUAAUAGAUAUUAUACAAGUACAAUUAUACCUAAAUACACUCGAUUUAAUAAAUUUCAACCCUUUCAAUACUCUAUUGCGAGACGUUAUUCAUCCGUUGAAGAUUCCAAGGCUUCGGAACAAAAAACAACUAAAGAUUCCAAUGAGGAACAGAAUUUAGAAGAGGAAAACAGUAAAGAAGAAACAAAUUUAACUCCAGAAGAGCUUCUGAACCAAGAGAACGACUCACUCAAACAGAAGUUGAGCACUCUGGAGACCAAGCUGAAGGAGUUGGAGUUGAAGUAUAAGAUGAGCUUGAGUAAUUGUGAUAACUUGUGUAAGAUUCACAAGAAAGAGUUGGAAAACACAAAGAUUUACGCAGUAACAGAGUUUGCUAAGGGGUUGCUAGAAGUAGCUGAUACCUUUGAAUUAGCCUUAAAACACCUGGGAGAAUCAGAGUCCAACAACUCUAAUGAUUUUGUUGACGGGAUUAAAAUGACAGAAAGCAUGCUUCACCAGACUUUUGAGAAGUUUGGGAUUAAGAAAUAUGAAAGCCUAAUGGAGGAUUUCGAUCCCAUGAUCCAUGAAGCCAUGUUUGAGGUUAAGGACAGGGACACACACAACAAGGUUGUACAAGUUGUUAAAAACGGAUAUACCAUAAGUGGACGCGUUUUAAGACCAGCUAAAGUUGGUGUAUCAAGACGUCAAUGAUAUACUUUAAUGUAGUACAAAUGUCU
This is a messenger RNA of Theileria parva strain Muguga, 885 nucleotides long. RefSeq names its product GrpE family protein (gene grpE). The transcript is spliced from 2 exons. Gene Ontology annotation, molecular function: protein homodimerization activity; adenyl-nucleotide exchange factor activity; protein-folding chaperone binding. Gene Ontology annotation, biological process: protein folding. The record is from RefSeq and is a predicted model, not a curated record. Bases 98 to 859 code for a protein of 253 amino acids. Lineage: Eukaryota; Apicomplexa; Aconoidasida; Piroplasmida; Theileriidae.